AUGUCUCUAUCAUCCCACGACUCUUCUAAGAAACCCACGCGUACAAGGGAGCGCAAACCACGAGGGCGAGGUCUUCGAACGCGCACAGGCUGCCUCACUUGCCGGAAGCGUCACUUGAAAUGCAACGAGGCCAAACCCAUCUGUGGACCAUGUACGAGAAGCAAUCAUCCCUGUGUCUACGCAGACCCAAAUGCUUCUUCUCAUUCAGAUUCGACUUCGACUUCGAAUUCGGCCUCAAAACAAACCUCGACAACACCUUCUAUGACCAAUUCAACCGCCCCAUCAGUCAUCACAAAUCCUGAUCUCGAUUAUCCAGACCCAUCUGAAAGUUUCGAGCUGGCCCUGAGGACUUCCUGGAGCCAUAGGAAUGCCUCGGGAGACAAGCCUUCACACCUUGCCUCUCGAGCGACAGGUUGGCAGGCAAGAAACGUCCGCCACACUUCCGUACCUCACUCUAUUAAUGGAGUGGAGUAUGAUCGAAUUGGAGGCAUGCCAGCUCACUGGACGCCAAUAAUGGAUGACUUGGAUUCCACCCGCUUUAGCCCCGGUCCGCCAUCAUUACACAGCGAGAUGAUGUCCCCUUCUGCACCAUACGGACACACAUACGGCCCUGUCAGCAUUGCCCGUUCGUACACUGGUUCAGACGAUAUCCCAAUCACCUCUCAUCCAGGAAGUUCGAGGAUUAACCCAGAUGCAGCGGUUGCGAAAUGGUUCGGACAACUGGCUGGUGACACAGAUUUCCGACACGGAAGUCCCAGCUCCGACGCCGACUGGGCUGGCCGCAGACGAAGUAAUUCAUACACGCAACAGCCCGAGACGAUGGAUGCGUCUCAUAGUUUUACUGUGGAUACCCAACAGUAUUCACCCAGUACUGCAGAAGCAGGCAGUCAACCCUCUGGAAUCAGCCUAGUCCCUCGAUCUGAAGACCAAGCCCUGGCAAUAGAAUCUCAUCAAUGGCGAUCGAAAGAUGUCUUGACCAUGACACCACGUGAAGUCGAGAUCUUUGACAAUUUUGUCGCUCGGAUCAGUCGAUGGCUCGAUUUGUUCGAUCCGCUCCAAAACUUUUCCACACAUAUACCUCAUCUCGCCAUGCAUAACAUUGGCCUGUUGAAUGCUAUCCUCGCGCUUUCGAUCUGUCACUUGUCUUUGACUCCUAGCCAUGUCAAUAAGAUAACUCCCAAUCGAAACGACGCUGUACAAUAUUACCACGAAGCACUCCGAUAUAUCCAGGAUGCAAUGAAACACGAUUCAUAUAAUAGAAGUGACGAACUUCUCUCCACUUGUCUGAUUAUCUCUGCAUAUGAGAUGAUCGAUGGUUCACGCAAGGAUUGGGAAAGACAUCUUCAAGGGUUCUACCGACUCCAAAGAUCCCAGCUCAUCCAUGGCGAAUCCCAAGGUAUCAAACAAGCCGUCUGGUGGGCAUGGCUUUCUCAGGACCUCUGGGCAGCAUUCCGAGAGAAGCGCAAGCCUUACACUUCCUGGACCCCCACAAAAGAUUAUAGCAACAUGACGCCUUAUGAAUUCGCUGCUCGCUCCGUCCAUUUGAUGGCACGAGUGGUUUCGUAUUGCUCUCAGUCAGAAAUUGACCAAGGCGAGCGUAAUUUUAAGAGCCGUAUCGCGAAGGCGGACCAUUUGACCAGUCUGCUUGACGAGUGGCACCGAAAUUUGCCGAUCGAAUUUAGUUCCUUACCAAUGUCUUCCAAGGCUGGCAGUGUUUUUGAACCGAUUUGGGUACAUCCCCCAGCAUUCAGUGUUGCGCUCCAGUUGCAUUAUGCAGCGAAAAUCCUGUUACUCUGUCAUCGACCUGCUUUGAGGGGUAUUGGUGACUUCAUGACACAACAAGCACUGCUCAAAACAUAUACCGAUGCAAUCUGCGGUCUCGCCUCGACCCUCACAGAUGAUGCUUCGAGCAUUAUGUCUUCUCAAUGCCUGUUCAUCGCGGGCCUGUGUAUUCAAGAUCCCCGGGAGCGGCAGGAGGUCGUAAAGCUUCUGAAAGCCAGUAGAGAGCGAGCUGGUUGGCCAUUCAACCCACUUUCAGAUCAUCUCCAAAUGAUCUGGAAUGGUUCGGCCGAAAGCCCAUUACCAUGA
Messenger RNA from Exophiala bonariae, 2088 nucleotides. RefSeq lists its product as uncharacterized. Gene Ontology annotation, cellular component: nucleus. Gene Ontology annotation, molecular function: zinc ion binding; transcription cis-regulatory region binding; DNA-binding transcription factor activity, RNA polymerase II-specific. The record is from RefSeq and is a predicted model, not a curated record. The transcript is spliced from 3 exons. The coding region runs from base 1 to 2088 and encodes 695 amino acids. Gene Ontology annotation, biological process: positive regulation of transcription by RNA polymerase II. NCBI's taxonomy places the organism in Eukaryota, Fungi, Ascomycota, Eurotiomycetes, Chaetothyriales, Herpotrichiellaceae.